Messenger RNA from Eucalyptus grandis, 957 nucleotides. RefSeq names its product vesicle-associated membrane protein 724. Gene Ontology annotation, biological process: vesicle-mediated transport. The record is from RefSeq and is a predicted model, not a curated record. Gene Ontology annotation, cellular component: membrane. Lineage: Eukaryota; Viridiplantae; Streptophyta; Magnoliopsida; Myrtales; Myrtaceae. The transcript has 5 exons. The coding region runs from base 140 to 805 and encodes 221 amino acids.
ACGAAUGACCACGAAGUCACAGAGACAUACAGACAUAUACAUACAUUGUCUCUCUCUCUCUCUCUCUCUCUCUCUCUUGCCCGCCGUGAACGUCUUGCGCUCGGUUCUUGAGCUCGUUCUUGAGAGCUGAACGGAGACGAUGGGCGAGGAAUCGUUCAUAUACAGCUUCGUGGCGAGAGGGACGAUGAUCUUGGCGGAGUACACGGAGUUCACGGGCAACUUCCCGGCCAUAGCCGCUCAGUGCCUCCAGAAACUCCCUUCCUCCAACAACAAGUUCACCUACUCCUGCGAUCACCACACCUUCAAUUUCCUCCUCGAAGAUGGCUACGCUUAUUGUGUUGUCGCCAAAGAAUCAGUGGCCAAGCAAAUCUCCAUUGCAUUUUUGGAGCGUGUAAAAGUUGACUUUAAGAAAAGAUAUGGUGGCGGCAAAGCAGAUACAGCUGUUGCCAAAAGUCUGAAUAAGGAGUUCGGGCCAAUUAUGAAGGAGCACAUGAAGUACAUUAUUGAACAUGCUGAAGAGAUUGAUAAGCUCAUAAAAGUGAAGGCUCAAGUUUCAGAAGUUAAAAGCAUAAUGCUGGAGAAUAUUGACAAGGCGAUCGAUAGAGGGGAGAACCUGACCAUUCUAGCCGACAAAACAGAGAAUCUGCGUGAUCAGGCUCAAGCAUACAAGAAACAAGGGACACAAAUCCGGCGAAAGAUGUGGUACCAGAACAUGAAAAUCAAGCUGGUCGUGUUUGGUAUCUUAUUAUUUCUGAUCCUUGUAAUUUGGCUUUCAAUUUGUCAUGGAUUUGAUUGCUCCAACUAGUAUAUUAUCAUCACAUGGAGAAAGGUUCAGCUUCAAUUAGAGAGAGAAGAGAGAGAGAGAUCUUGUAACUAUACUGGCGGUGAAAUGUAUCAUUUGUUGUUACUUGGGACUGACAUAUGCGGUAAUGUGCAAGUCAUCAUGUUCUUAUGGCC